UGGAAGCCGGGUCUCCUGCGUUGCAGGUGAAUGCUUUACCCUCUGAGCCACCAGGGGAGCACCCCCGCCAAUAAAUGACAGCUGCUCUCUAUUCGGCAACAGUCCCUGGGGAGGGCUCGAGAUUGGGACUAGGGUGUUUUUCACAACUGAUGUGACACUUGGAGGCUGUAGGAAUUACCAGACUGGGAAUAGCAGUCUCCAGCUUCUGUGUGAUGCAGGGAGGGGAGCCUGCUUGCUCCAGAGCCCCUCUGCCAGCGGCAGCUGCCACUGGGGAAGCCCAAUUUCAGCAUCGGCUGAGGCUAUUUUCAGAGGUCAGAAGCCCUCUCUCUGAAUCUCUCUGGGAUGGGGUUGGGGUGUGGGGACCCUCUGGUCUUUUCACUGCCAGUGGAAGGUUGCCUAGGAUGUGUCUCAGGGGCCUGGGGAUGAGUGCCAAGGAGUGGGGUGCGGAGGUGAAGGGGGUUGAUGGGCACUCCCCUUGCUGCUGUUUGGAGGCCCAGGGAACUCUUGAGCGGCCUGAAGCUACACCAGGGAUCUGUAAACCUGUGGACUGGGGCAGUGCUGGGCCCAAAAAUAGCUUCUGCCUGUGCAGGGAGGAGGCAGCCUUCAGAUGCUGCUUGGGGAAUGUUUCUGCUUGAAUGGGCCAGCUGAGGUAAAGCCAAGCUCAUGCUUUGCUAUCCAGAAUCAUUUCAGUUCCGUUCAGUGAGGUUUUAAACAGAUCCAGCUUUCCUCUGAGAUGUUUAAAAAAUAAUUAGAAUGCCACCACCCCCCGCUCCCGACUGCAAUCUCUCUCUCUUCAUUGCUUUGCUUUUCAAAGGGGGACCCAGAUUGUGGGUGCAGGAAGGUGCUGACCAGGUCUCUUGGCUCUGGACACCCACCUGAUUCUGUUAGGGAUGUUCAUGGUACCAUGCUUUUUUUUUUUUUAUUCUUCCGCCAGCCUGGUAUGUCUUGGCAUUCCAGUCCUUGGGUUGCUUGGAGAAAUUAACGGCUUCUGUCACUGCGCUGUCUUGGUAUCCUGUAACCACGCUGUUUUUGCAGAGAGCGUGUUUUUUGUUGUUCUUGCAGAGUGCUAGGAAUAAAUUGCUGGCUCUGUGCUCAGAAGAGACACCAGCUAUGACCAGCUACAAUGCAGCCUGUAUUCUCAGAAAAUGAAUUCAGGAGGGAUGAUGUCAGCUACUUUACCACUGGCCGGGCGCUGGUCAGCCUCCCCUCUCAGCCCUCGAGCUUACGUCAUAGAGAGAUCUGUGCUCUUCCAGUCCCGCUCCGUGUGAGAAGAUGGGAGUCUUGCUGCCACCAAAAUUUUUAGAACUCAGCUCCACUGGCCCUGCCAUAGGGCGUCUGCCUUAGUGGAGCCCUUCUGAGAAGAGCUGUCCUGCAGCCAGACGGCUGUGCCUGAAAGCAGCGUGGCUCAGAGCUUGAGUCAGGGUUUUGGCAUCAGACCCGGGUUCAGGUCCCUGAGCCCCUUCUCCCUAUCCUCGUGGCUUAGGGCGAGCGACUUGGCCCCUCUGCACACGCACGCUGAGUCGCUCAGUUGUGUCAGAUUCUUUGCGGGCCCAUGGCCUGUGGCCCGCCAGGCUCCUCUGGCCGUGGGAUUCUCCAGGCAAGAACACUGGAGGGGGUUGCCAUUCCCUCCUCUAGUUGGCCCCUCUGAGCCUCAGUUUUCUCUUGUUUAGCCUUGGGGUUGUCGAGUGGAUUUCGCUGAUUUUCAUGGGGCACUUAGCAGAGGACCCUUCUGUGCUAAUCCCUCGGUGAAUGGUCCUCAUGGUAACCACAGAUGAGUGAGGAAAAGGAGGCAAACCCCAGGCCAUGGGGCGGCCGCCCCAGGUUCACAUUCCAGCUCUGACCUCUUCAGGCUCUGUUGAGCAGGUGGUUUAAUGGCAGAGCCUUGCUUUCUCUCCUCAUAGAACUGUAGGGACUAAACUGGAUGAUGCAGUUAAAGUGGAAAGUCCGAGGCCUAGCGCACAGUAGGACCACGAUAAUUGUUCCUUUCCUUCUUGCCUUUCCUCAAGGGUCUUGUAGCAUUUUCUUUCACCUGUUUCCUCACCAGUGAGGCUGGUUCAAGAUUCCCCUUAGACAUGUUUCCCACCCUUCACUUUAGGACUUUGAAUACCAACCAGGCUGUUUGCAGCCCUUUUGCUUGUUUAUUUGCCAGCCACAAACAAGGGUGGGGGCUGUGGUGUGGUUCCAGCACUGAGCAGACGCUGAGCUGAGCUUGAGGGUGGCUGACUCUGUUUAGAAAAAAAUAAAAAGUCAGUCUCUAUUGGCUCAAGCCUGACUUUGGAGAAAAAUCACAGCAGUGUUUAGGAGGCUUGAUGUCGCUCUGUCUAAAUUGUUCUCAGAUGUACUAAAAAACAGUCCCUGGGGCCAGAGGCCGGAUGGAAGCUUCUUUUGGAUAAAUAAAAAAAUGGUAAAUGCAUAUGGGUUUUUUUUUUUUUUCUUUUUUUUAAGCAAGGACAGUGAUGUCUUCUCUCAGGUUGCAAUGCGGUUUUAUUUUUAAAGCGAACACACAUACUUUGAUACUGAGCUGUAAGCCCGUUCAGCUAGAAUUCAGGGCAGAGCUCUGUCUUCUCAAACGCUGUGCCCUCCUGUCCCCUGCCUACGCUGUGUCCCCCCCACUGCACCAGCCUGGGGCCUGGCACCAGGGAGGCCUGCAUAUUGCUGAGCUCAGGAAUCAUGGGGUGGCGGGAGGAACACAGCUUUCCAGUCAUCAGGCCAGGCUCGGAACCUGGGGUCCACCUUUUCCUAACCCAGAGCUUACAUAACCCCGUAGCAGGUCAUGUCAUGGAGCCUUGGUUUCUUCCCGCUCCCGUUGACCUUCCAGAAUUCUGGGGAGAGCUAAAUGAGAAACACGAGCAUCGUGAAUGCUGACGUGCUUUGCAUCAUGCAUUUUGCCUGUUUCAUCAAAUACCUACUGUGUGCCAGGUGCUGUGUUAGGCAUCAUGGUGAACAAAACAGACAUCAUCUUUGCCUUUGCAGGGUUGACUGCUUACUGGAUAUUAUUGAGGGGAAGAUAGUAAAUGAAUAAAGUUGAAAAUUUUCCUAAGUUGUUUUUUUUUUGGCCGCACCCAGUGACAUGCAGAACUUACUCCACCAGGGGUCGAACUCACACCCCCUGCAGUGGAACUGUGGAGUCUUAACCAGCAAACUGCCCGGAAUGCCCAAAGUUGAUGAUUUCAGCUGGUGAUUACCUGAGGAUAAUGGGAUGACGAGGGCCAGGCAGGUGCAAUUUAGUGAGCUGGGGUGGUCAGGGAGCGCCUUAGAGGAGUGAUGGUUGCUUUGAGACCUGAAUGAUGAGAGUGAGCCCACGACAGGAGGAACCAGAGGAAGAACAUGCAGAGGAACAACAAGUGCAAAGGUCCUGAGAUCAGAAUGAGCUUGAUGUGUUUGAGGAGCAGGCAGAAGUGUCUGUGUGUGUGGACCUUAAAGGGUAGGGAUGGCUGUUCUGAGGACCACAGAGACCUUGGGCAGGAGGGAGAAUUUGAUCCCAAGUGGCAUCGUUUGCCUUGCAUGCGCCUCAGGUCUUAGCCUUGGGCUUCCUUGGUGGGGCAGUGGGUGGGAGAAGGUGGCUUCUCUGUGUCCCUAAUUCUCCUGCAUGUCUUACUCCGCGGGCAUCUCCCCAAAACUGGAGAAGCCAGAGGAGCGUCUCGUUACCGCCUGCAUGAUUUUAUGGACUUCCUGAUCAUCACCAGGCUCAUGGGCACUUAGGACUUCUGAGCCGGACUCGGAGCUGCCGGAGGAUUGUGCAGAGCGUUCUGCGGGUCCAGGCAGACAGCAUGUUGACACGUCUGGCAAUGUUCCUGCCUCUAACCCAGAAGCCAUGAAGGAGAUAAGGUAGCCCCCGUCCCUGGAUCGGAUUGGAUGGGGAAGCCCAGUUCAAUGGAUGCAAAAUACAAGGAUGACUUGUUCCGGAAGUACGUGCAGUUCCACGAGGGCCAAGGGGACGCCACCCCUGGCAGUGAUGAGUCCCUGCGGGCGGCAGCCUCCACCCUGCUCAGCCUGCACAAGGUGGACCCCUUUUAUCGAUUCCGGCUGAUCCAGUUCUAUGAGGUGGUGGAGAGCUCCCUGCGCUCGCUCCGCUCCUCCAGCCUGCGGGCCCUGCGCUGCGCCUUCGGCGUGCUCGAGACGGUGGGCGUCAACCUCUUCCUCUGCCCCUGGAAGAAGGAGUUCAGAAGCAUCAAGACCUACACGGGCCCCUUCGUCUACUACGUCAAGUCGACGUUACUGGAGGAGGACAUCCGAGCCAUCCUGAGCUACAUGGGCUAUGUGCCCGAGCUGGGGACCGCCUACAGGCUCAAAGAGCUGGUCGAGACGCUGCAAGUGAAGAUGGUCUCCUUCGAACUCUUUCUGGCCAAGGUGGAGUGCGAGCAGAUGCUGGAGAUCCACUCGCAGGUGAAGGACAAGGGCUACACGGAGCUGGACGUGGUGAGCGAGCGCCGGGGCAGCGCGGAGGACGCGCGGGGCUGCGCGGAGGCCCUGCGGCGGCGCGCCGAGGCCCGCGGGCCGCUGUCGGCCUCCAUGGCGCGCAUGGUGCUGCAGAAGUCGGCCAGCGAGCGGGCGGCCAAGGACUACUACAAGCCCCGCGUGACCAAGCCCUCGCGGUCGGUAGACACCUACGACAGCUACUGGGAGAGCCGGAAGCCUCCCCUGAAGACCUCGCUGAGCCUGCGGAAGGAGCCGGCGGCUGCCGAGCCUGGAGAUGAGCUCAAGGACGAGAUCGUCCGCCCGCCGCCCUCGCUCCUGACCGUGGCCAGCUCCCCGCACGGCGGCGCCGACGACCUGCCGGCCCCCGCGCCCAGCAAUGGGCUCGGCCUGCUGCGCAGCCCCUACCUGCCCGGCCCAGACGACGUGGAUCUGUACACCGACGCGGAGCCCCGGGCCGCCUACCGGAGGCAGGACGCCCUGCGGCCCGACGUCUGGCUGCUGAGAAGCGACGCCCACGCCGGCUACCACAAGCGCUCGCCCCCCGCCAAAGAGUCCGCCCUCUCCAAGUGCCAGAACUGCGGCCUGUCCUGCAGCGCCGCCCUCUGCCAGCGCUGCGACAGCCUGCUGGCCUGUUCCCCGGCCGCCAAGCCCAGCGCCUUCCCCGGCAAGGCCUCCGGCCAUGACAGCCUGGCCCACGGGGCCGCCCUGCGGGAGAAGUACGCGGGCCAGACUCAGGGCCUCGAGCGGCCGCCGCACCUCCACUCCAAGUCCAAGCCGCCCGCCGCCGCCACCUCCCGCUGUGGCUUCUGCAACCGCCCGGGGGCUGCCAACACCUGCACCCAGUGUUCCAAAGUCUCCUGCGACGCCUGCCUCAGCGCCUACCAUUACGACCCCUGCUGCAAAAAGAGCGAGCUGCACAAGUUCAUGCCCAACAGCCAGCUGAACUACAAGUCCACCCAGCUCCCCCAUCUCGUGUACAGAUAGACGCCACCCCGCACCCCCUGCUCCAAGGGCUACACCUCCGACCUUCCUGGUGUCCCGGGGAAGCAGCGCUAAGGCGCAGAUCUCAGAAGCAGGGCCCAGCCCUUGACCACGUGGGUGGUGGGGGCUCCUGGGGCCGGCCACCCCAUGUGGGAGUUCCCUUACCGACUCAGAUUAUUUCAGCUGAUGGCUGCUUUGUCGUCUGUCAGGAGGGAGGGUGGCGCUUCCGUUGGGAUUCCUUUUUGCUAAUCUCUCCACUCCCUGUUCCGUUUUUUGGGGGGGUUUGUUUCUUCAAGAUAGUUUCUAUCUCUGGGACUCUUGCCGACCAGUCCCACGGCGAAGCCAACUUGGAUUGGGAAGGGCCCCCUUGGUCGCUUCCAGAUGCCCACCUGGAGCGGUGAGCUAGAGGCCUGUUGGCUUGUGAAAUGAGCCCUCCUGCCACACCGGGCCUCCUCCACUGGCUCAUCCCUCCGCCGCCGUCCCCAGACACCGGGACCCCCGCCGGCAUCCCCCACCUGCCUUCCCCGCCUUUACACGUCAAUGGUGACCCGAGCCCAGGAUUCACUGAAUGUCAUGCUGUUGCCUGCAAAGCUCAGCGCAGCCGUGGGGUCUGUGAACUUGGCCCUCCGCUCUGCAGUGUGGACCUUCCACCGCGGCACAGACCCCCUCCACCCACUUCUGUUGUUUGCACAUCCUUUUCUUUCCCUACUGUAUAUAGAUAUUUUUGAGAUUUAUUUUUAAAUAAAUAUUCAACUUGCCGUGUGUUUCAAAGUGGUGAAAACAUUACCAAUGUAGCUAUUUAUAAAGAUGCCCCAGGUUCUUUAGUCUUCCAGGGGAGGGGCUCAUGCCCUUCCACCUUGCCUCCCCUCGCCGCAGCCCGAAGGUCGAGUGGAGCGUGCGGGCGUGGAGGAGGAACAGAGAUGAUGUCCCCUGGGCUCGUGGAGAGCCGCUGUCUUCCCUGCAACCAAUCUCAACACCUACCUCCAGUGCGCACCUCGGGGGGCUCGUCCGGGCUGAGAGGUCUCUGUGCCCGCAGACUGAGCACCCAGUGACAAGUCGGGAACCUCACCCUGUGGACCUCCAGCCUGGUCUUCGCCGCUUGCUGAGUGUGGACCUUGCGCUGCAGUCUCCUCGAGUCUCAGUUCAGAAGGAAGAGGGUUUGGGAUCCCCACCACCCCUCCACCUCAGUCCUCUCCUCUCCAGCUGUUUCCGGGACUUCUCUAACCUACAGCAACCCUUUUGCACUAGAAGUGGGCAGGAGUCGGCGUGCGCCCAGCAGAUAGGCGUCUCCUGAGAUUCUUAGCCGAGCCUCAGCACUUCGAAACCCGAAGGCCCCUUAAACUCCUUAUGUGAAUUAACUGACCCCGGAUUAUCCUUUUGGGUUUCAGAGCAGGAGUGGGGCAAGAAUCGGAAAAUAGAACCGCUUCCGUGUGAACUAACAAUAUAUUUUAGCCAUAAGUGUUGGUGAUGUACAGAAUGUUAUGGGAAUUGACAUGCAGUGGGUUUUCUGAUGGGAGGAGGUAUUCAGCUCCUGAGCACAUUUCCAUCUGGCUGAAUCCUGAGGCCACUGUGAAUUUGCUGAUGUUCUUCCAACUCAGUUGAGAGAUUUUAAGGUUUUCAAAAUCUUCUAUGGCUCUUUUUUUAUAUAUAUAUCUAGUAGAUCACUUGUAGAUAUUCCAUGUGUAUAUAAAGCUGAGUUUCAACCAACUUUAUUACUAAGGCCCUCCCCCUCGGGGGCACCCAUCUUUGAUGUUCUUCUUCCUUUUCACAUUUCAGACGUGUCAAUGCCUGUCCCAGUCCUGACUUUUCCAGUUUUCCAUUUUCAGACAGCUCUAGCACUACACUAACUCUUAACCAACCGUGAUGCCACGUAACUUACACAGCAGACAGAAGCAGGAAUAACCCACUUGUUCUGGAAGAGAAAGUCCAGUGUGGGUUAUCGUCACGGAAACACUGUGUUCGUGGGUUGGAAUAGGAAAUGCUGUGACCGUGCUCCUCCUCAGUGUGUAUCUUAAUUGUAUGAGGUUGCUGUGAUUGAGAUAAAUAGAUGCUAAUUUAAAAAUGCAGAUGUUUUGCAUUUGAUUUCUACCAAGAGUUGAAAUGUUGAGAGAUGCUUUAAAAAAUAAUAAUAAAGUGUCUUCCAUUGUUAA
This is a messenger RNA of Odocoileus virginianus texanus, 7550 nucleotides long. It is a transcript of the gene SPATA2, whose product is annotated as spermatogenesis associated 2. Gene Ontology annotation, cellular component: cytoplasm. Lineage: Eukaryota; Metazoa; Chordata; Mammalia; Artiodactyla; Cervidae. The record is from RefSeq and is a predicted model, not a curated record. Gene Ontology annotation, biological process: regulation of tumor necrosis factor-mediated signaling pathway; protein linear deubiquitination; protein K63-linked deubiquitination.